AUGGUUGUCCCAGAGUUAGGCACAUACGCCAAUCCUAUAGUUAUCGGAGAUGAUCUUGCUCCGUUGGGCUCGGCUUCCAAUCCCAUCGUGAUCCAGGUUGACGAGGGUUGGUGCCGCGAAGAACCAGACCAACUUGGCUCCGAUGCCGACACUGAGAUCAUGGCUACACCGGAAUUUUGGGAGACGUUGACCGGUGCAAACUUCGCCAUUCCGGUGAAGGAUGAUGCUGCUAUCGAUUCCGCUGUCAGUGUGCCAAUCGGAUCUCUAGUCCGUGAGGAUCCAGAAGCCCUUCAGCCAUUCAAGCAGUCAACUCUCAACGGUUUUCAGUCGGAUGACAAAGCAUUGAAGGUCAUGGAGAAUUCACUUGAUUCGUCGCGAGAAAGCCCGCGUUUUAGGGCUGUAAGGAGGGAGAGUGUUGUGAGUGACCAUAGAGGUGCGCUAGCUAACAACUAUUGA
Molecule: messenger RNA, 456 nt
Organism: Aspergillus viridinutans
Lineage: Eukaryota; Fungi; Ascomycota; Eurotiomycetes; Eurotiales; Aspergillaceae
Exons: 1
Coding region: 1-456 (151 amino acids)
Source: RefSeq, a predicted model, not a curated record